Molecule: messenger RNA, 4427 nt
Organism: Nematostella vectensis (starlet sea anemone)
Lineage: Eukaryota; Metazoa; Cnidaria; Anthozoa; Actiniaria; Edwardsiidae
Exons: 9
Coding region: 699-3980 (1093 amino acids)
Biological process (GO): G protein-coupled receptor signaling pathway
Cellular component (GO): membrane
Molecular function (GO): protein binding; G protein-coupled receptor activity
Source: RefSeq, a predicted model, not a curated record
AAUAAUUUGAAUAACAAUGCCACUUCCAUAGAAAUGAAGCAUUGUAAUGCAUCGUAAGCCAUCGGUGUUGUUCUGAGCCCGAUCCGUAAACCAAGUAUUAGAGCUAUAGAAGUUUGUGGAGGAAUUUGAGAGAGUUCUACGGUUGGUAUUGUAAGGGAUUCCAAUUGGAUAGUUUCUCCAGGGGGCACUGGUGCGGAAUACGGGACUAUGAUUCUUUAUAUGCGAGAGUAAUCAGAAAAAUUUGCUACUAAGCCAAGCAGGAUCUAGGCCAUAAUUGAAGGCGGAACUCAAAUCAACUUUAACAGCUGUCAGUUGAUGGCUUAACAGCGUUACACAAAAGCAAUUGUUAAAACAAAACAUCGCUGUUUAGAAGUUGCUGUUUGAAAGAAAGCCACUUGUUUGACCAAAUGAAUCCGCUAGAGAAGAGAGAAUUUGACUAGGGCGCAGUUAGGGGUACAAGGCGUGUCGUGGUGAAAGAAGCCUUCUCCAAUAGAUAAUAGAUUCUUCUCUUCGCGGGCCAUUUUAUAUUCACCGAGUGGAUGGAGUUCUGUUGCUUAUGACGACACGCUGUCUCUGGGGUCUUGAAUGCCGUCAUUCCACAAGCGCGCGAAGCGAUGCUUCGCGGUUACACGAAGGCAGAGGAGAGAGACAUAAGGAACAAAACGCAAGGCUAAAAAGCUAAGGAUCCUCGGUGGAGCAUGAAAGGGGUGCUCGUGGUUGUCGUGUUGAUGGUCAGCUUGUCGCUGGGAGAAGCUGGGUGUCCCGCUCAGUGUCUGAUCUGCCGCAAGGAACUCUACAAGUGUACCAUCAGUGAUCUGAGCGAGCUAUCUACUACCUUACCUCACAAUAUAACUCGAUUAGAUCUUUCUUCCUCGAAGAUUGCCUUAGUUCCUGAUGGUGCCUUUGAAAAUUUUUCUUCCUUACUUUUUCUAUCUCUUGCAAACAAUUCUAUCAAACACCUGACAAGAAAUUCCUUUAGAGGACUUCAUAAUUUAAGAGAAUUACACUUACAAGACAACAACGAUCUGCACUUAGAUAAUCAAAUGCUGAGCGAAGUCCUAAAGGAACUGCGAUCGCUCAAAACUCUUCGUGGCAGCGAGCUAGAUGGCCUCACACCCAAACUUAUCAACCUAACGCGGACAAUAAAUAUCUCAAAAAACACGAAGAAGGAGAACAUCCACUGCUACUUUCGAAAAAUGCCUCCGUCCAAGUGUUCGCGCAGCGAUCUUCCGAAAUGUCACGAUGCGCUGUCACUCAACGAGGAAGAACUCUCCAAAUUUAAAACCGAGGGCUGUGCGCAUGCGCGUUGUACUAUCAAACAGACUGGCAAGACGCUGGAUUGCUACACGACUCUUGAAGGCGGGAAUGACACCUCGUGGAGCAUUCUGGGAGAUAACUCGGCGGUCAAGCUUGCAUUAUGGACGUUUGGGCUUCUUGCUGUCACCUCAAACUUUCUCGUUCUUUUGACACUGCUGUGCAACAAGGAGGCCCGCACAUCAGCGCUUUGUUUAUUUGUCAUGAAUCUGCUUCUUGGCAACAUUUUGAUUGGCAUCCACAUUGUGGUGCUUACGGUGUCUGAUACCAUCACAUACGGGAACUUCUUACGUUACGGCGAAGGCCGAUGGGAGUCCAGUUAUUGUGUACCAUUGUUUUUUGUCAAGACGUUGGGCGUGGUUCUUGUCAUCUUGUCCCUUGUUCUGGUCACUGCUGAGCGCGUGUUGGUAAUUGUGUUCCACGCAGAUCGGCACUUGGACCGCUGCCGGUCCGUUGGCUAUAUCAUCGAGAGCUGGCUCGUCGCUAUUGUAAUUACUGUAGUGUUAUGGACGAAAUCAAGCUCUUGGGGCUACAUGUGUGCGACGUUUGCGAACAGCAAAGAGUUUAACAAUAUCAACCAGGGAGUGAAGAUCUCACUGGCAGGAACCGGUGUUAUUCUCAUCUUCGUGUAUAUUUAUUUACUGUGCAGACAGAAAGACAAGAAAAAUGCGGAUAUGACGUCAUCAGAGUAUAGAAGUACAGUGCGCAUGCUCCUGCUUUUAAUCUCGACCUUACUUUUGUGGGUAUUGCCAUAUAUGGUGUUGGUAUUUAUGGUUCCGGUGAUAAUUUCGGUGACGCUAUCCAUGCAAACUCUAGCCAUCUCGAUCACCAUAAACUCGUGUUUGCAUCCUUUUAUUUAUUCGUACGACAACGAUCACCUUGAACAUCUCUACAGCGCGCUAGCUUGUAAGAAAGAUGCAUGCGUUUUGCUGCCGCUUGCCGUUCAAGGACAGUGCUACCAGCCCGCAAAUACUAAAGAGACGCCUCUACCAGGCAUGGAACUUGAGCGGUUAGAACACGUGAGAUCGCUAGAGUCGAUAGAAGUGAGGACGGUGGCUCCAUUUGACUCACGCACACUGCUAUCCCCGGUCACAGUCUCUGACAUCAAGAAAGAGAUGAAGCGGGGCUCGGAGAUUUCUAAGGCAGAAGGUGCUGUUAUCAUCAGGAAUACGUCGCCGACCGGGGAGAAGUUUGUCGAGGAUUUCACUGUAGUACAAGUGCACUCUGUUCCAUCUUCGCCCUCUACGCCUGCGCGGCACGGGCGACCGCUGAUCGAGGAGCACAGUGAUUGCGGUACCAUGUCUUCAGAUACCAAUGUGACGUGGAUCAGUAGUGACUGCCCGAGUAACGCACAUCUAAGAUUAGGUGACGGAAACUCAACGACUUCUAGCCGGGCCUCUUCCAUACCCCUUGGAAAGUCUGCAGCCUCGCCGCACAUUCAGAGACGAAAGAGACUUUCCUCGGUAAAAUCCGCGGAUUCCGAGGAUUUCGACGAUGAAGACGCGUGCAAUAGUGAUUUUAGCGAAAGGCGAAAGCGACCUGUUGAGUUUAUUGAUAUUGAGCCUGUAACAGACUCUUUGGAGGAGAGUGUUAAAGACUUGGAGAAUAAACGAGAUAAGAGGAUGUCCCCGGUGGAGAUGAUAUGCAAAGUUCUAUCGCCAAAGAUGAAGAAAAAGCGACCUAAGACAGGCGAGGGUCUGCCGGGAAGUAAACACUCUUUGGACAGCUGUAGACCUCACUAUAGAAGAUCCAAAUCCAUGGUUCUUGGCAAAGAUGCGCGUAAUGUAAAAGUUAAGGAAGAUGUGACUAAACCACUGUCGGCGGUGCAACUGCGCGAGAAGCGACCUCGUGGUCAAAGCCGCGAGAAUCGUAAUGGCGUGUUCGUGUUCCCUUCAACUGAUAACGGCCUGCAGGGGAUAACAAGCGACUCAUCUGAAUGCACGCCCACCAGCUCUGAGCCCUGUUUCCAGGAUCGCUCAAGGAGCCCUACUGAGAAAGACUGGGAGCGAUUGAAGUACUUGGUGAUCAAACCUGUACCCACCCAUGCGAAACAUAAAGGGUAUAAGGAGACAAAAAAGGGGAAACUGAGUCGUUCUGUUUCGGAGCCGUCUAAAACAAAAGUCAGGAUCUAUGAGAAUCCCGUAGUAGACUUUGAUAACAAUAACAAAGUAGGGGACAAUCGUGUGUCACGCGAAAACCUACCAUCAUCACCCACAUCUCUAACAUCGCCGCUGUCCCCCACGAGGCGGCUUGCGAAACUAGAGGAAGGUGACACCGUGCCUGACCUGCCAAAAGGUCUCAAAUCCAAGAACCGCAUGAGCACCGCCUCUACAACGUCAAGUAAACGUCUGUCGAACAAGAGCCUAGAGUGGGACCCGUCUUACAACGCCUACUCUUACUCAGAGGACGAUGUCAUGCCUCCUACCCCACCCCCUCCCCCUAGGGUCAUGAACGGCUUGCCCCCGUCCCCUCCCCCAAGCCCCGUAUCUAGUACGGGCACCCAGCUUGACCCGUCCAGGAGUCAGUACAGCCUCGAUUGGGACCCAACCAGUGUGCAGAUGCGGCUUAGCAUCGCAUCACGUGAUUCUGCGGGGGGGAUCAGUCAGCAGGACGAGUGUGUGGAAGAAAUAGACGAGCCGACAGAAAUGAAUGGCACAACGUCUUGAACUAGAAUAGUACCAGGGAGCUUGAACAUGUAACAGACGAUUGGAACUACCAGGUGCGAACAAAGUCCAAGGACUAAUGACCUUAUUAGGAAAACAAUGGUCUGUAUCUAGCCAAUCAAAAAUGUCACGCACGCAUAUAAAAUAUUUUCUUAUAAUUCUUCCGCUUACAAAAAUGUAAUUUUCGGACGCGCGCUUGACAGAAAAAUUUAUGCGCCUUGUCCGCAUGUAGUUACACGCUCUAACUCCCCUCUAUUUUCUGACUCUGUUCUUUGAAUGUCUUCGUUAUCUUGUUGACCGUCCAGACUGCAAUAACGGGUGGUACUAACUAAGCGUUGGUCUAUAGGUAGCCACUAUUAUUCUAACCUCAACAUAUUGAUGGUGUUAAUUAGUGAAAAUAAAUGUAAAUAUGAUUUGCUUGUAGUAUAAAGACUUUAUUUGUAUUGGAAA